This is a messenger RNA of Ailuropoda melanoleuca (giant panda), 2781 nucleotides long. RefSeq lists its product as uncharacterized. The transcript has a single exon. The record is from RefSeq and is a predicted model, not a curated record. NCBI's taxonomy places the organism in Eukaryota, Metazoa, Chordata, Mammalia, Carnivora, Ursidae. The annotation marks the transcript as partial.
CAAAAGGAAGGGCAUGGUGUGGAUGGAGCAUCCGUCCCAAGAAGCCCCUGGAAGCCUGGUUCGUUCCGGGAGAAGUCUAGGCAGACAGAGUGGAAAGACAGUUCUAACCAAGUCCCUGGCAACUGUCGGGUUGAAAGCUCAGUGGGGGCUCGGAGCCCUUCUGACAGCACUCCAGAAGACGACGGAAGCUUCCAGACCGUGUGGGCCACACUGUUUGAGCAUCACGUGGAGAGACACACGGUGGCUGACCAGUCCCGACACUGUCCCUCGGCCACGCCCCCCAGAGAUGUGGCCGAUGCCCGUGUGCCAGAAAUCGGACCCAGGCACGAGAGAAGCUCUUGGCUGGGGAAGGAUCUGCCGGAAAAGACAAACGUCACGAAACAGAACUCCAGAUGGGUUGAAAAUCCCCAUACAGAGAGAUGGGGACGGACCACCCUUUCGAAUGGUGAACCCAAACAGUAUCACGUGCCCUUCCCAGAAGAACAGCCUUUGGAUGAAAAACUCAAUAAAAACCCCUUCCUCCAAUGCUCUGAAAAUCCUCCCCCAUCCCAGAGGGUCGAGCCCAAGUAUGACAUCGUGCACACAGUGGGCAAGUGUGCGCACAGUGAGGCCGUCUCUGCGGCAUCGGGGGAAAAAGCCAUGACCCUGCGAAGCGGGAGGUCUCGCCUCUCCCCGAGGCAGUCCCACGAGGUCACCCCUGCUGACCCGGAGUGCAGGCUGGAAGGUCAGGCGGGGUCUGUCCAAAGGGCCAGUUUGAUUUGGGAAGCUUGAGGGACUCAUGAAGGCAGUGAGCCAAAGCCUGACUUCCGAGAGCCAAAGGACACGUUUGGGGGCAAGUGCCUGUCACCCAGAUGGAUAUGUGGGGUGACCGUGAACUGGCAUAAAGCUACCGUGGUGGCCAAUGAAGAGAAAGGCUCAGAACGGAGCCCCGAGGUCAACAGCAAGCGCUCAGCCAGGCCCUGCGGCCCCGAAGCCAGCUCUGGGAGGGCCAUCCAGGCUGCCAUCCGGGAGGCCGUGCACGAGGGGCCUGAUGGGGCCAGGAACAAGUCAGGAGUCUGCAGCUCAGCGGGGGAAAGGGGUCCCCACCAGGGAUUCCCCCUGGACCUUCCUCCCAGGGGUAAGGAUGAGCCGUCCAGCUUUCGGGCACAGCCGCAUCCAGAAGUGCUCGUGCAGAAGGGGCCCCUCGCUGUGGCUGCUGGUGAGGGUGAGCCAUGGCCGGCCCAGUCGCCGGAGCCCGAGGCCAAGAUGCGGAAGGCGGGUCCCACGGACCAGAGGAUUGAAAGGUGGCGGCGGCGGACGUUGCCCCACGACGUGAAGUUUGAUGAAUUCCGCUUCCUGGCCCCAGAAAACUCCUGGAAGGUGGAGCAGAGACGAACAGACCAUUGGAGCCCCACCACCAGUGCCUUAAGAAAACCUGAGCUAUCCCACCACCGGUUGGAGACCCAGGAGGUGAGCCCAGGUGCUUCCCAGGACCCGACUCGGCCAGCGGUGAAGCAGGGGUCCUCUUUGGAACCCAGGGCGACAUUUUUGGCAGUGACCUAUCAGCUUCCCGAUACUCAAAAAGCGAAGAGCAUUGGUAAGUCAGGGCCUGAAAACUUGACGGAACAUCCUAGAAAAACAGUCCUGCCUCCUUCUCCUCAUCCUCUAACAUCCACCUUGGUUUCUCUUAACCAUGAAGAGCCACUGGAGCCCAAGGGCAGUAACAACUGGGCAGAGGGCAAAGAACGCCACAACAUCAGCUGCUCAAAACCUCCGAAGCCAACGGACCGCCCAUCACCUCUUGGGGACAGGAUUCUGGAGCCUUCUAGUGAAAGAAUCAUGGAUGCUGAUGCUUUGUGGGUCCGUUGGGGCCCAGAAGAUGGCGCCGGUUUUCAGAACAAUUGGAAGGAUGGUGGGAACAGGACAUCCCCCAGCAAUGCCCCCAAAACACCCCCAGGUUCCAAAAGCCACCCGGAAGCCAGCGAUCUCCUCAUCAGAAGGGACCCUGAGGUGGUCAGUGCGAGGGUCCCAGGGAAGACCAGAGAUGGCUACAGGUCCAGCGUUCUUGACAUUGACGCCCUGAUGGCAGAGUACAAGAAGCAGGAGGGUCAGGAGCUGGUGGAGGGUAUGCCCGCGGCACCUAGCGGCUCGACUCAGGAGAGGCCGGGCCAGCAAGGCAGGGUGGAACCAAGAAGGAGGAGCUGGAAGGAGAGGUCUGAAGCUGAGGGUCCCCGGAAACAAGCCAGUUCUGCCGAAGCAAACCACGGUUCCACUCCCUGCUCGGGCAAGCAGCCGGCAGAGGCCCCAGGGGCAGCUGCGAACACCAAAUUCAGCCCUCCUCUGUGGGCUCUGCCACCCUCGGCUCCUACUGAGAAAUAUCCAGGGGCCUCUUCUGGCACCGCGGGUCCCAGGAGAAAAGUUUUGGGAAUCCCUGAGGAUGACAGAAAGGACUUGGUUAGUAAACAUCUGAGUGCAAGGUACCAGAAUUCCACAGCCGAGUCGAAGCCCACUCCCUGGGAGGAUCUGGGCAGUGGGGCCUGCGUGUUGUCCAGAUCCUCUCCCACUGACCAGAAGGAAGGGACCCCAACGAAAUCCAUCAGGAGGGGAGAGGAGGGCAGUGUGGUCCAGUGGGGUGAUCGCCCGUACGACUGUGGCAGGUCACCGCUGAAUGUCAAGAGGGCCUAUUCGGAAAAAGGCCCCCCUGCCAAAAUCCGAGAGGGCCUGUCUGUCAUGCAGGAAGCCAGAGAGAGGAGGCAAGAGCAACCCAAAGGGAGGUCCAGCCUCCCCGGAGACAGUUCUGAG